Molecule: messenger RNA, 294 nt
Organism: Benincasa hispida (wax gourd)
Lineage: Eukaryota; Viridiplantae; Streptophyta; Magnoliopsida; Cucurbitales; Cucurbitaceae
Source: RefSeq, a predicted model, not a curated record
AUGGGUUUCCGCUUGGCAAGAAUGGUAAAUGCUGUGCAAAAUAUUAGACUCUCUUCUCUAACAACUCACCAUGGUUCGUCGGCAAUCCGCAAAGGUUAUUGUGCAGUUUAUGUUGGGGAAAGUCAGAAGAAGCGGUUUGUGAUUCCAGUCGCUUACUUGAAUGAACCAUUUUUCAAGGACCUGCUUAGUCAAGUUGAAGAAGAAUUUGGUUACAAUCAUCCUAUGGGAGGCCUCACUAUUCCUUGCAGCGAUGAUACAUUCAUGGAUCUCAUCUCUCGUCUGAAUGAGUCAUAA